Molecule: messenger RNA, 2831 nt
Organism: Uranotaenia lowii
Lineage: Eukaryota; Metazoa; Arthropoda; Insecta; Diptera; Culicidae
Product: serine/threonine-protein kinase TBK1-like
Exons: 5
Coding region: 362-2569 (735 amino acids)
Biological process (GO): peptidyl-serine phosphorylation
Cellular component (GO): cytoplasm
Molecular function (GO): ATP binding; protein serine/threonine kinase activity
Source: RefSeq, a predicted model, not a curated record
CAAUGUUCCUCGCGCGAGUGUUUUGAUAAAAUUUCGUCAACCAAAUUCGUUCUUCAUGUUCGUUUAGAAAGUUGGCUAAUAAAAUUAUAGUGAAUCGAUCAGUCUGGUUGUGCUAAAAGUGAUCGUCUAAACUGUUAAACGUUGCCUUAAUUUUUGUGUUGUAAUUCGUCAUUUGUUUUGUUAGCUGGCCGUCAUUCUAGAACAAAGGCAAGGAUUGAAAAUUUGGAAAACAAAUUCACGGAAGUUGUUUUCUCAUCAACAUUAAUUUUUCCACCAGAAUUUGCAUGUGUUGUAAGCGUUGUGUUUUUCUGGAUUAUCUUGAUCAAUCAGAGUCACUUUAAAUAACACAACAACCGGAAUUAUGAAUUCCUUUUUGCGAGGCUCUACCAAUUAUGUCUGGUGCACUACAAGUGUUCUGGGGAAAGGAGCCACGGGGGCUGUUUUCCAGGGAGUCAAUAAACAUAACGGGGAACCAGUGGCCGUCAAGACCUUCAACCAGCUUAGCCACAUGAGACCUCACGAUGUGCAGAUGCGAGAGUUCGAGGUGCUCCGUAAGGUCAAGCAUAAUAAUAUCGUAAAGCUGCUGGACAUUGAAGAUGAUCAAGAGGGACGGGGAAAGGUCAUCGUCAUGGAGCUAUGCACUGGGGGCAGCCUGUUCAACAUUUUAGAUGAUCCGGAGAAUACAUACGGCUUGCCACAGAGGGAGUUUCUGCUGGUUCUGGAGCACUUGUCCGCUGGAAUGAAGCAUUUGAGGGACAACAACCUGGUCCAUCGAGAUUUGAAACCAGGAAACAUUAUGAAAUAUAUCUCGGAAGAUGGGCAAACGAUCUACAAAUUGACCGAUUUUGGGGCUGCCCGUGAACUGGAAGAAAACCAGCAAUUCGUAUCACUUUACGGUACCGAAGAGUAUCUGCAUCCGGAUAUGUACGAAAGAGCUGUGCUGAGGAAGUCCAUCAAUCGUAGUUUCACCGCUAAUGUCGAUCUCUGGUCGAUUGGUGUAACUCUUUAUCACGUGGCUACGGGAAAUCUUCCGUUUCGGCCAUAUGGUGGUCGUAAAAAUAAGGAAACCAUGCAUCAUAUUACCACAAAAAAGGCCCCCGGAGUUAUCUCAGGUACACAAACAAGCGAAAAUGGACCGAUUGAGUGGUCUCGGCAUCUGCCCCCUCACUGUCAACUGAAGGCAGGCUUGAAGUUCCUAGUCACCCCGCUGCUAGCGGGUUUGCUCGAGGAAAACCAGAAACGCAUGUGGUCUUUCGACCGUUUCUUCUACGAAGUUCAGCACAUCCUGAAUAAGAAAGUGCUGCACAUUUUCUAUGCUAAUCGGGCCACCUCGAUUGAGGUGUACAUGGAUCCCGAGGAAACGUUCUUCAACUUGAAAGAGCAUAUUUUUGUGCAAACGGAAGUGCCCCACAGCUCGCAGCUAUUGCUGUUGGAGUCAGAACUGUUUGAAUUGAAAGUGGGUGCUAACAAUAGUGCACGUGGCUACCAAUCGACCGAAUCGGAAGCGCCGCUGAUGUUGUUCAACAUCGAGAACAACAACGUCACACUACCAACCGAGCUGGACUUGCCCAAAUUUCCUUCGUUCCCGAGCGGCGUUUCGGUCGAGAACGAUGCCAGUCUUGCCAAGGUAGGCUGCUCGGUGGGCCACGAAUGCAAACGGCGAGUGGAAACCUUUUCCUCGCUGGACACGCUGAUGAACAAGGCCGUGGAGCAGUUCGCGGGGCUGCUGAAGAAUUUGCUGCUCAAACUGCUGGAUCGAGUCAAACAUCUCGAGGACGUUGGCAAUUCAAUUUGGGAGAUUUCGGAAUUGGUGGAAGUAGCUGUUCUAAAUAACGAGGCGUACCAGGACAAGGCAUCGCAAAUUGCAACCGAUUUGAACACCUUGAAAAGUGCGUUCCAAAAAAUUUCGGACCCGGUCCAGCAGCUGCACAAUCGCUUCGUUGCCGAGGAAUCGCUCAGCCGCGAGUGGAUCACAGCCUAUCGAGAUCUUCGCAGCCCGAACAAGAAUCGCGUUAACGAGAAGGCCAAAUAUCUGGUCGAGAGGCUGCGUGACUCCUGGCAACAUUUGCUACGGGACCGAGCAACCCGAUCGCUAACCUACAACGAUGAACAGUUUCACGCCCUGGAGAAAAUCAAAAUCACCGAAACCGGCAAAAGAAUCAAAACUCUGCUGAACGACGAUGUUCGCCCGGCAGUAGAAUUGGAAGCCGAAUGUUUGGCCGAUUGGUACAAAAAAGCCCAGACCAUCUUCCUGCAGACUCAGUUUCUGCACAAGGAUGUGACUUCACACGAGGAGACGUUGUUCGACAUCCGGGAUCGAUUGGUUCAGAUUAAGGAGGAUUUGAAGGAGGACAUAAAAAAUGAUGGAGAAGUGUCGAAGAUUGCUAAUGAAUCAACCAUGAAUGAGCAUAACAUCGAAUGCAUCAGAAAAACAAAAGAAAUGCAAAGUUAUUUGAGGACUAUGUACAACUAUAUGCGGGAUAUCAAAAAGACGGUUCAGCAAAACAACGAGCUAAUUGAAGUUUUCAAUAUGGAUCAACAUUCCGUUAACGAUGAAGAAUCCACUUGAUUUCCAAAGUUCCGUAAUUAAUUCGAGUGAUAGUUUUUGUUCUUUUUUAAAACAAAACCAAUUUAUCUUAUACUACUCCUAUAGUAUACAUUUACUAGAUAAUGUCUAUUAUCCACAUUGUAAGAUGUUUUUAUUUUCAUGACUCAAUAUACCCCCAGGAAAAGAUAAUUAAAAUAAUGUUUUAAUUUGAUCAAUCAACGAACACAGAGAAAGCUCGCCCAUUCCACAAGAAACUGAGGGAAAAAUUACAUCCGCCCCUCAC